This is a messenger RNA of Gasterosteus aculeatus aculeatus (three-spined stickleback), 2229 nucleotides long. Its product is annotated as receptor-interacting serine/threonine-protein kinase 3. Gene Ontology annotation, molecular function: JUN kinase kinase kinase activity; ATP binding. The record is from RefSeq and is a predicted model, not a curated record. NCBI's taxonomy places the organism in Eukaryota, Metazoa, Chordata, Actinopteri, Perciformes, Gasterosteidae. Gene Ontology annotation, biological process: protein phosphorylation.
UGCGCGCUGCCACUCGCGCGCUAUCAGGAGAUCGAAAACAAGUUUCACACGUUUUUUAAAGCCGUUAUGAAGACAUCAACCGGAUGAAAGGUAACCCAGUUUCUAUUUCAUAUACGCCGUGGCCACAAAACACCGACACCGAGCCGAUAGAAGUUCUUCUGGCUGCUCUCCUCCCUUUUACGAAGCAGCGAACGGAAACUGAAACUCGCAGCAGCUUUGAAGCAGCUUUGGUGUGAAGUGACUCCUUAAGCUGCAUUGGGCAACUGUCACCGAGAGACAUUUGAGCCCGUUGUACCUGCAUCCAGCAGGAGAUGGCGCUGCCGAGCCAGAAGCCCAACGAGCCACUUGGUGACGAAAUCUUGCAGGAUUGGGAGAAUAUUGGCUCUGGAGGAUUUGGUGACGUCUACAAGGCCAGGCACAAGGACUGGGGCUUUGAUGUGGCCAUUAAGUUACUUCAUAGGGGUGUUUGCCCCUCCGCGUCUCUGUGGAUUGAGGCUGAGGUCAUGACUAGGGCCUCCUGUGACUGUGUGCUGCGACUUUAUGGAACCUAUAAGGGAUUUCCGCCUAUUGAAGGAGACCCCGUGCAACGGAGACGAGGGGGGGAACCCAUGCAAGAGGGACUAGUGAUGGCGUUCAUGGAAAGAGGAUCUCUUCAGUCCCUGUUUGAUAAGCUCCAUGACCCUCUACUGUGGCCUCUGGUCUGCCGCUUGGCCCAUCAAGUGGCUGUAGGCAUGAACUUCCUCCAUCAACAGGACCUCAUGCAUGGAGACCUAAAGCCAUGUAACGUACUGCUGGAUGAUCAUUUUAACGCCAAGCUAGCAGACUUUGGUCUGUCCAGAGUGUCCACCAGUUGCAUGUCCACCAGUUGCAUGCCCACCGAAGAAAAAACAGGCUACCUCCAAGGUACCUACAAGUACAUGCCUCCUGAGGCUUUUGAUUCAUCGUACCAUCCUGUCCGGGCUUUCGACAUCUACAGCUACGGUAUCCUGCUCUGGUCCAUCCUCAGUGGCAAAGAGCCUUAUCCAUGCAAUAAUCCUGAGCUUGUGAUCGAAAGUGUCCGUGGCGGGCAAAGACCUCCCACCCCUAAGAAAAUUGACAAAGAAGGGUGGAACGAGCUGGUGAAUCUCAUGGAGCAGUGCUGGGAUAACGACCCCUCCAAGAGGCCCAAAUUUAAAGAUUCCCUUGAAACCACUGAGGCGGUGUUUUCACAGAACAGGGAUGGAAUUCCUGAUGCGGUCUGUCAAGUCGAAAAAGCCUUCAGAGGAGUGGCAACCACCAGUAAUCAACUAAGCACGAGAGGGAAAAAAAAACCUUUUAUCGAACGGACAGAGUCAAAUGAUGAGGUCGAUUUCAAAAUCAGGGAUCCCAUCAAGGUUUCUACUCGAGAAAUGAGUUGCCCAGAUAAAGUGAAGUUCGUUGACGAGUACAGGCCAAAUCUGAUUAGAAACGUUACCAAGGUAAUGGAAAUAACAGAUCUGCUUGGAGAAAUGGUCCACGACGAAGCCCGCGCAUCGAUGGCUGCUGCAGAAACAAGCUACAUAAGGAUGAGAAAGCUUUACAGCUCGUUACAUUCAGGAGGAGACAAGGUCAAAGCAGCCUUCUACGACGCUCUCGCACAGCUUCAUCCCGAACUAGUGUAGAGGCCCGGUAGGAUUUCCUGCUGCUAAAGUGACGAUAAGUUAUGAAUUGUUAAAUCUCAUUUUUAAAUCUCCCUUUCUUUUCAAUCAGGCGGCUAAUUCUCAAGAAACAGAGCUUUUCUACAGGUAUCAAAGACUUUCCUCGCGCCUCAUUCUACACUUGAGACAAUAUGUAUUUUAUUAAUUUGAUUAACGUUAUAUAUACUUGUUUUUUCUACACUUGAUGAUGAUGAUAGUGUAGUAUUCAUAAUCAUGGGAGAAAUGUUUCAUGUCACAGAUAAUAAGGAGCUAUGAUGACCAACAAUCUAAUGAGUUUGGCAGAUAAGCCUUCAUAGAUCAUAGGGGGAAAAAUUAUAUAAGAGGGUUGCAGCUUUCCUGAUUUUCAAUUCAAGAUGAAAUCAUAGGAUUUGUGGUGGUGAAUAUAUAUCUUGUAUGUGUUGUAAUUUUCUGUUUUACAGUGUUUAUUUUCAGAUAUUUGAUUUUCUGUUUCCUGUUCUCAUGUUGUACUAUUGUCAGAUACAAGACGCUACUCUAUAUGAACUGUCCCAACCAACCAAACAAAUAAAGACCUAUUUCACUUCAUAAAAACAUA